Molecule: messenger RNA, 3573 nt
Organism: Plasmodium gaboni
Lineage: Eukaryota; Apicomplexa; Aconoidasida; Haemosporida; Plasmodiidae
Exons: 3
Coding region: 1-3573 (1190 amino acids)
Source: RefSeq, a predicted model, not a curated record
AUGGAAAAUAUUUCAAAAGAGAAUGUUAAUGUGAACGAAAGUAAUAAUAAAAAAAGGAAACAAAAUGUAGAUCGAAAAAAAAAUACAAUUAAUGAUGAGAUGAUAAACACGCCCACAGAUAUAUCUAUGUCUGAUGAAAAUUAUAAACAUAAUGAAUUAAAAAAAAGGACAAAAAAAAAAAGUAAAAUAUCAGAUGCAGGAAAUAUGGAAUUUUCUGAAGAAAAUAAUGAGGAAAAUAGUAGUUUAUCAUUAAAACAUCAAUUAAAGAAUGGUGAUAAUUCAGAUGGUGUUGAAUAUUAUAAUUCUAGUAAUAAUAAUGAAUACGAUGAAAAACAUAUAGAUAUAUCAAAUAAUUACAAUAAAACAAAAGAUGACACAAAUAAUAAUGUAAUACUUAAUAAUAAUGAUAAUAAUAAUAAUUUGAAUAGUAUCUUCCCUGAAGAUAACAGUGAUGACAAUAAAAGUAUAAAUAUUUGUGAAGAUGGUAAUAUGAAUAGAAAUAAUGAAAUUAUAAAGAAAAAAAAUAAUAAAGAAAUUAUAUCGGAAUUAAAAAAUACUCUUAAUAUUGUUGAAAAUUCAAAUACACAACAUAAUAUUGAAGGUUUAAACAAAGAAGAAAUUAAUAUGCUUGAUUCAUGGUAUUUUGCUAAUAAGAUGAAAAUUAUUCCAUACUUAUUUGACGACAAACCUAUACAUAUAAAUUUAUUGAAUUCAUUAUAUAUGUUACAUCCAUAUUUUAAAAAUAAUAAGUCAAAAAUUAUAAUAUAUUUAAGAUUUGUAAAAAAUAAAUAUCAAAAUAUUAUAAAGAAGAAUAAUGAAAAAUAUAACAAUGAAACAAAAGAAAUCGAAUGUAAAGCAAUCAUCUUAAAGAUAUUAGAAAAUAAAAUUGAAAAUUUUAAAGAUAUUCAAUAUAUGGAUAAAGUUAUUACGUUAAUACAAAAUGAAAAUUCUUAUAUUAAUAUCAAAUAUUUUUUCCUCUUUAUUAUAGAUGUAUCUAAUGAUUAUAUAAUAUAUGAAAAAUUUUUACAACAAAAUGGAUUAUUAUGUAUAAAAAAUAUUUUACAUAAUAUUGCUGAGAAAAAAAUUAUAAAAAAAAAUAUACCUUUAUUAAUCAUAUUAUUGAACUUUUUGAAAAAUUUAAAUAUUAAUCUCAAUCAUUUAAGAACUACCCUUAUUGGUGUACCUAUAAAUUUUAUAGCAAGGAAUAAAAUAGAUGAACAAAAUAAUUUGGAUUACGCUACAGAUAAUAAUAAAGUUAGACAACUAGCAAAAGAAUUAAUAGAUAAAUGGAAAUUAAUAAGAGACCAAGCUUUAAAUAAUAAUAAUAAUAAUAAUUAUGGAAACCAAAAUGAUCAGAAUGGACAAAUAGAAAUUGUAAAUAUUAACAAAGUAGAAAAAGAUAUAGAAGAGGCACAAAAAGAAAAUACAAAUAAUAAUAUAUAUAAUAAUAAUGAGAAUAAUAAUUUUAUGUCUAAUAUGAUUAAUAAUACAACAAAUAAUCAUAUAAACAGUUUAAAUGGUAAUAAAUCAAAAUCAAAUAAAAAAUCAUCUAAUUCUGUUUCAAAAAAUGAAAAUAAAAAUAUCAUGCUUGAAAUUAUUGAUAAUAUAAAUGAAGAAUAUGAAAAAAAAAAAAAAAGACAUUUGGAAUAUAAAAAAGCCAAAAUUGAAGGAAAAAUUAAACAAUUUAGUGCUCAAAAAAAUAAUACAGAAAUAAAAAAAAAAACAGAAAAUCUAUUAAUCAAUUUAAGUAGUGAUAAUUUGAUUCGUCCCCAUAAUGAAUAUAAUAAUAAUAAUAAAAUUCAUUCUAACCCUAUGAUUAAUAAUAAUAUUUCGUCUCAUAAUAUGAAUGGCAUGGAUUAUAAUGAUACAUAUUCCAAUGAUAGAAAAAAAUUUAAUAAUAAUAUUAAUAAUGAACAUUUAAACAGAGAUAUAUAUAAUGAUGGUAUGGCUAAUUCAUAUCAUCAUAUGAACAAAAAUAUUCAUUCAAAAAAUUAUACAAGGGUUGGAGAUCAUUCCAUGGAUUCUCCAAACUAUAUGAAUAAAUAUAAUAUGAAUAAUAGACAUAAUUCAAAUGAAGUAUCAACAAAUAGGCAACCCUUUUCUCACAACGGUCGAAUAAAUACACCUCAAACCAUAAAUAAAAAAAAUACUCACAAUAAUAAUAAUUAUAAUAAUAAUAAAUAUAAUAAUGAUAAUUAUUAUAAUAGCAGUAAUAUGGUUUCUAAUAAAUAUAGUCCACAUGAUAGAUAUUCACCAUCCAACACUCACACAAAACAAUUUCACAAUGAAAAAUUUAGUAACUUUUCUCCACCUAUAAAUGAUCCUUUAAUAAAUAAAAAUAACUAUGAUAGACAUAAUUAUAAUUCUUCUAAUCGUCAGACCUAUGACAGAAAAAGCAAUGAAAAGAAUUAUAAGCCAUCCAAAUUUUCAACAAAAAGAACAAACAAAUUUUCAUAUGAUGAACCAGCAUUUGAUAAUAAUAUAAAUGUAAAGGAUGCAAAUCAAAAUAUAAAAGACCCCUUUGAAUAUUAUUCUAAUAAUAAUAUGCAGAAGGAAUCCUAUAAAAAUAAUAAAAAAGCAGAAAUAGAAAGUAUAAGAAAUCUACUCAAUAUUGAUGGAAAUAUGUCUUCACAACAAUAUGAUAAUAAUGAUAUUAUAAAUGAACAAAUGAAUAUACAAACAAUGAACAAUGAUCAAAAUUUUAAAAAUUCAAAACAAAAAAAUAUCAAGGAACAGUUUGAAAGUCUCAAUUUCUUACUAAACAGCAGUAAUAAUAAUAUUAAUAAUAAUAGUAAUAAUAAUAUUAAUAAUAAUAGCAAUAAUAAUAGCAAUUAUAAUAUGGAUGAACCAUUAGAUAGUUCUUUAGAUGAUAUUUUUUCAUUUUUUAAAAAUUUUGAAAAUGUUAAAGAAAAUUAUCAAAUUAAUAAAAGUGAAUUCAUUUAUCCAUCUAGUAUAUUUCAAGAUAGUGAAAUAAAAAAAAAUGAUAUCAUCAUAACAUUUAAAUAUGAUAGUUAUGAUAAUAUUCCAAUAUAUAUAAAAUAUAAUACAACAUCAAAAAAAAAUAUGAUUAACACAAAAUUAUCAAAUAAUAAUUAUCCAAACCAAUUAAAUAAUAUGGAACCAUAUAAUAAUAAAGAUCAAGAUCAUAUUAUAAAUAAUUCAAAUCAAAAUUUUAAUAUAUUACAAUUGUCUGAAUUAUUUAAUCAAUCAAACAUUAAUGAAUUAAAAUUGCCUCCUAUCAUACCACCUAUAUUACCUAAUAUAAAUAAUUCACAAAAUAUUAUACCUCCUAUAGUCUUUCCUUAUAACAAUUCUAAUGAUUAUGAAAAUCAAAACACAAGUAUAAAUUGUGGAUAUUCAUCAGAUAAUAUUUCGUAUAACAAUAAAAGCUCAAUAAAUGAAUUUGUUAAAAUUUUUGAUGAGGGAAUCCAAAAAAUUUUACUUAAAAAUAAAGACUUAGCUAACUUGUUAAUGAAUAAACCAGAUGUUGUACAAAAAAUGUUGAAAGGACCUCAAUACAUUAACGAGGCUUUAUCAUCUUUAGAAAACGAAUUAAAAAAUUGGAAUAAAUAA